Molecule: messenger RNA, 1102 nt
Organism: Camellia sinensis
Lineage: Eukaryota; Viridiplantae; Streptophyta; Magnoliopsida; Ericales; Theaceae
Product: chlorophyll a-b binding protein CP29.2, chloroplastic
Biological process (GO): photosynthesis, light harvesting
Cellular component (GO): membrane
Source: RefSeq, a predicted model, not a curated record
ACCCAAAUCACCAUCUCUCCCAAUCAUCUAUCCCCACGUCCUACUCAUCCCCGGCGCACGUUAGUCCACACAGAGCCAUGGCAGCCACCACGUCCGCCGCCGCCACUUCAUCCUUCAUCGGAACACGGUUCCCCGAAGUCCACUCCGGUUCGGGGCGAGUCCAAGCCCGGUUCGGAUUCGGGGCCAAGAAGGCUCCGGCGAAGAAAUUUGCGAAGCCGGGUUCGGACCGUCCGCUGUGGUUCCCGGGAGCAAAAGCACCCGAGUGGUUGGACGGAACAUUGGUGGGAGAUUACGGGUUCGACCCGUUCGGGUUGGGGAAACCGGCGGAGUACUUGCAAUUCGAGUUGGACUCGUUGGAUCAAAACUUGGCGAAGAACUUGGCGGGUGAUAUAAUCGGGACCCGAUUCGAAAGCGCGGAUGUAAAAUCGACACCGUUUCAGCCCUACAGUGAGGUGUUUGGGUUGCAGAGGUUUAGGGAGUGUGAGUUGAUUCAUGGAAGGUGGGCCAUGUUGGCUACGCUGGGUGCACUUACGGUGGAGUGGCUCACUGGCAUUACGUGGCAAGAUGCCGGAAAGGUGGAGCUACUUGAAGGGUCAUCCUACCUUGGCCAACCACUUCCAUUCUCCAUAACCACAUUGAUAUGGAUUGAGGUCCUAGUCAUUGGCUACAUUGAGUUCCAGAGGAAUUCCGAACUCGACCCGGAGAAGAGGCUGUACCCAGGGGGUAAAUACUUCGACCCUCUAGGUUUAGCCUCUGACCCUGAGAAGAAGGCAACCCUCCAACUUGCUGAGAUCAAGCACGCCCGCCUUGCCAUGAUUGCCUCCCUUGGGUUCGCUGUCCAAGCGGCUGCCACUGGCAAAGGCCCGCUCAAUAACUGGGCGACCCAUUUGAGUGACCCGCUUCACACCACCAUUAUUGACACCUUUUUCUCUUGAGAAACUCCUCUUUUGCCUAUAUAUUAUCUCUUUAUUAUCACUACUCUGGCUGAGAGAGCAUUUCACCUUGUAUUGAUUAUUGCCUAUGUGUUGCCAUCUUGUAAAAAUUGCGACGUUUGACUGUUUAAGCAGAGCUCUGUAUUGUCUUCUAUUGUCAAUUACUCUGA